Molecule: messenger RNA, 7864 nt
Organism: Chilo suppressalis (striped riceborer)
Lineage: Eukaryota; Metazoa; Arthropoda; Insecta; Lepidoptera; Crambidae
Source: the annotation of a GenBank genome assembly
UGUUUUAAAGGAUGCUUAUAAUGAUAUAAUAAAAUUCUACAAUCUAAUAUAUAAAAUUCUCGUGUCGCGGUGUUUGUGGUUAAACUCCUCGGAAACGGCUUUCCCGAUUCUCAUGAAAUUUUGUGUGCAUAUUGGGUAGGUCUGAGAAUCGGACAAUAUCUAUUUUUCAUACCCCUAAAUGUUAAGGGUAGUCCACCCCUAAAUUUUUUUUUUAUGAUACAUCAUACAUAAAUACAUACAUCCCUAAAUUUUCAACUUUCUACCACUAACCCCUAUUUUUUAUGGCGGUACGAAGUUCGCUGGGUCAGCUAGUAGUAAUAUAAAAUCGCUGUACGUCCGUUCACGCGGUAAUCUUGGAAGGCAAGUCGCCGCCACCACCGCCCCGCAACCGCGCGCUGUGGUGGUGGCAGCGAGCACAUCUCUCGUGCCUCAACAGUGCUCAUAACCGGAUUUUAUAAAUUUCUUAUAAAUGCAGUUCGUUUUGUUUUUUAAAUAAAUACGAAGUCUUCCUUCAGCAAAAACUUCUAUCUACAGAUAUUAUUUUACAGUAUUUAGGGUACUCUCCCUCCACGUGGCAAAGUUUUGAGACGCCUGUGAGUAUAACCUGUUUAACUUCCUUUAAAAGUACCAUGGUAAUAAGUAUUGUACCAUGAUUGUACCUAAUUCUUAAUUCUUCUCAUAGAGAAAGUAAGCAUGAUUCCUCUAUGGAAAUUGACACUGUGGUGAAACUCAUUGUCACUGCCCAUGUAAUUAAUUUGUCGUCCUCAGAAUAAUCCUGAAAAAUUUAUCUUAGAUUUUUUAUUUGGUGUAUUUGUAACUUAUCUCCAAAUACCAAAUUGAUUAUGACGACCCAUCAACCGGAUCAUUGUAAUGCGAUCAUACCCCCUGAAUACUUCCAGGGUCACCAGUGCAGUUUACCAGCGGACAAACUGUGUACUUUUAAAAUUAAAUGUGCUCGAUGGAGAAAGAUCAUACUGGACUUGAUAACUGUCCAAACUAGUGAUGCUAGAGCCCGGAAUUUAUACAAGUCGUAUGCAUCAUUGUGCUCGGAGAAGUAUCGGCAUUAUAUGUACUACCCGAUGAUCAUACAUCCCUUCAGCAAACUUCGAUUUUGGCUAGAAAUGUUGUUCGUAGCUUCCAUCGUAUUAAGCUACACGGCUUUAGCGGUCCACUACAGUGAAACUUAUAGGCGUGAGGAUUUUCACGACGUACUUCUACAUAUCAGUGACAUUCUGAUGUUGUGUAAUAUAAUAAGCAACUACUGCACGGGCUAUGUCGAAGGCGUCACUUGUCAGCGCGUCGUGCUGGAUCCACUGAAGAUCUUCUGGAAAUACUCCACGACGUGGUUUCUACUCGAUCUUGCUUCCACUGCGUCUUAUGUGCCGCGUUUGUUUACUGUUAAAAGUAUCAACUUGCAAAUUCUUCUAGCGAGCAUGAAGAUUUUAAGGAUACCUGCGCUCUAUCGGUAUUUAGGCAAUAUUAAUGAUGCUUUGAGGAGCGGGAUUUUCCUAAGAACUUGCGUGGAAAUUUUUAUUUAUCACUACAUUUACCUUAUGUUCAGUGUCUUUAUCCAAUUCUCUAUGGAAUACGUUGCGGAGGGGUCUUACUAUCCGACAAACCCCAGGAACUGCUCUUGGAUAUACAAUGCGCGCCUGUGGAAUGCGUCGACUUUCGAUCGAUUCGUCUAUUCCUUUCAUAGAGCUGUUGGUUUGCUUAGAAAAAAUUCAAACUUAACAUUCUUCCAACAUGGAUGCGACGUGGAAAUAUUUAUCAUGAUAUCUUGGACUGUUGGCAAGUUGCUUGUAUUCCAUUCUGGCUUGAAGUACUUCGUCGCAGUGUACGGUGUAGAAUCAGCCGCGUGCAAGUAUUACAAGAUAAAGAGACAAGUUGAAAUGUACAUGAAGCAGAGGAGAUUGCCACCUAGAAUCAGAGAGAAGAUACUGAAAUUCUACGCCAUACGAUACCAGACCACUUUCUUUGUGGAAGAGCGCAUCCUGCCAUGCGUGUCAGGCCAACUGCGUGAAGAUAUAAUUAUGCAUACCGGCCGUCAGUUGAUCCGGGAUCUGACCUUUAUGAAACAUCUGCCCAAAAAACUUCUGCUGCAGAUAAGCUUUCAACUCAAACUCGUCAUUUUCACAGCGGGAGAUAUCAUUUACAAAAUAAACAAUAUUGGAGACUGCAUGUACUUUAUAGACAAAGGCACUGUCGCCGUAUACUCGGAAUCUGGCAAAGAGAUCUGUCACCAAGAAGACGGCGACUUUUUCGGUGAAAUUGCGCUAGUAACGAAGCAAAGGUUGCGUACGACCUCUGUGGUGGCUGUCAGCAACUGCGAACUAUUCAUGCUAGACAGAGAAGACUUCAAUAAUUCCAUUGCCUGCUAUCACACCGUGUACGAGCAUAUUAAAGAGGUCGCCAAGUGGAGGCAAGAGAGAACUAGUGUCAUAGACGAACGCCACAAGGCUGAGAUGAGGAACUUCGAUAAAGAUUGAAUUAAUCAGUAUAAAUAACUCGUGCCAUUAAAGAAACGAAUCGUAAAUUCGGACGCAAUACAUUUUUCUCUCUCGCACGUUACUAGGACAGCAUGUGUGAGAGGGACAGAAUGUUUUACGUUGUCAUUUGCGGUUUUUUUUUAUUCGCGCGAGUUAUAGAUACCUACCUAAUUAACACUUCGAACAUUACGUACUUAGGUUUAGUUUUUAAGCUGCAGCUCUGUAAGACAAAGCUUUAUGUAGGUAUCGGGCCUGAUUUUAACGUAAUUCUUUUAACGCACGAUAUACUGCUUGCAAAUUUUGUUUAGAUUUAUUUUACGAAUAAGUAUCUUUUAUUUAAGGAAAGCGAAUAAAACUAUUUAAGUUUAAAAUCUUGCCUUUAUUUAAAUAAACCAGCCACCGUAAUUUAAGCGUAGGAUCGAUCAUAAUUUAUGAGAAUCUAAAAUACUGAUUGUGAUGAUCAACAAAAGUUUAAAUAUAUUACAAACGGACCUGUCAUAAUAAAUUAAUAUUUUAUAACACGUUUACAAACAAAUUAAACUUGUCACAACCGUAAUGAUAAAAAUUUAAUUUGAUAGUUCAUAAAUAUUAAAAAGUAGAGUAAAAUCUACAUUUGUUUGUAAAUAAUUAUCUCCAAACAAUAUUUGGGAUCAUAAAAAAUGGAACGUUUGUGCUCAUUUCAGUAUUAAUAAAUUUAUUUCUAGUCAUCGAGCUAAAGGGUCUUAUGAAGAUAAAAAGAUAGAAGUAAGAAAGAAACACUCGACAGAUAAACGGACGGAUAAGCUGAAGGCCAACGAAGAAAUAGGGCUGCGUACCGUACCGUACGGAAACUUUAAAAAGACAAGAUAUAUAUUUCCAUUCUAUAAACCCAAAUAUUGUUUGUUACUUAGUUUGAAUAUUGCCAUUAGCAAGCACACUGACGCGGCGAAACGCGGUAACAAAAUAGCUGUAAUCUUUCGUACACUAUAGCGCAGAGCAGACCAGAAGAGGCGCUGAAUACCGGUCAUUCUCAGUACAAGGUCUCCCGCCGUAGUUUUGCGAACCGAUGGCGUAGCUUCUCAACCUUCACAAAGGCUUAUAACAGCCUAGAUUGAAUAAAUGAUUUUUGAGUGAGUUUGAUACAUACAGCUCAACCGCAGAAUAGCCUUAAAAACGCCGUGCUCCGCUCCGUGGCUCUUGGCCGCGUUCGGAGUUGCCACGCAUAUCUUCGCUGCGCGUAAGAAUUUAUAUUGCAUAUGAAACGUAUGAGCCAUAUCUCGAGUUAUUCGCGAACCCCGUUUUUGCCGUUGAUAUAGACGAAAUUAUAGGAAAUCACAAACGGUCUAUCUGUCCAGGUGCAACAUAUGCAAUAUAUAUUAAUCGCAUAAAGUAUUGAGCAUAUAUAGUGAACGACAGAUUACCGCAGUUCCGCUAUAGCGUUUAGCUGCGUCGGUGUGCUAAAGGCGAGAAUAAAAUAUUUCAGAAAGUCUUUAUGUAAAGGUAUAUUCCGACCACACCAGAUUUUGAAAAACCAACAUUUAAUAAUUCGUUAAGUAUAAAAUUCUGAGCAUAAAAUUUGAGAUUAAGAAUCCAGGAAAAAGAAAACUUUAUAAUUCAUCACGAUGCAUUGCUUCUAUUGCAUUAGUUUUGCAGCUAUAGCUUGGAUUAUCGAUAGAAUCUUGACUUUUAUUCUCCCUUUCUCCAAAGAAUAGUUCAUCAAUUGGACCUGGACAGUAUUGUUCAAAAAAUUUCGAUUGUAGUAUGUGUUACUACUGAUAUUUAUGAAACAAUAGUUUCGAUGGUAUAUCGAUAAAGUCAACAAAGAAUCGUCACUAUCGAUAGAUCUAUUGGACUAUCCAUACUUCGCAAAAAUUGACUUUGAAUUGUGGUUAAUGUGAUCCUUGCUGUCAUGGAACGGAAAUAAUUAUAGUUUCUUUUAGGAAGACCCCAGAUGCGAUCACGUUAAAAGGAAAGGCAAGGUUAAGUUGUAAAAAACCGUGACAAGUGACGUAUAGUAAAGGAGGCUUAUACCCAAAGGAUUGAACGAAGACUCAGACUGAAGAGAGAGAGAGAGAGACAGACAGACGUAUAGAAAGUGAGAAAUCAGAGUUUAUUAUACAUGCGUUUGUAUCAUAAAGUUUUCACUUUCCAAUGGUAAUUACUCAUAGUUUGCUGUACAUAGGAACACAUGAUGCAACAGACUCUUGGAAAUAAAACAAUAAAUAAUAGGUCAGCCAAUACGACACGUUGCCAAUUUCGCUAUAAAAUAAGUAAAAUUGUAAUACCCAACCUUUGUUUUCAUUAAUUCAAUAAAUUAUUGAUUUAUAUUAAUAAAUAUAUUUUUAAAUUGGAUACCUAUUAUGAUAGAAGAAAAAAUAUGUUUUUAUGGUAAACAUAAAAGCCCUUAUUAAUAAACGAGAAAAAAGCUUAGACUAGUUACACCGUAAUUUGUUCGUAGAACUCAAAAGCAAAUUUAAAAUUCAAUGAACCAAAGACAAAACAUGGAGUAACGAAUACAAGCUAAUUCUUCGUUUAUUACUCACUACUAACUAGGCCCUAAUUCAAUGAAAUAAGUACACUCCCCCUAGUAACAUUCUAAUAAACUAUAUUCUCAUUAUAGAUUACACGUUUCGGGUUGAUAAAAUCAAAGAAACAUUUUAACAAUGUCUCGUAUUAACCAGACCUUUCAUUUAAAUAAAUAAAUUCUUAGUCUGCUGAAUGCGACUGUUUUCUUUUAAUAAAACUAUUCGUUUAUAGCCAAUAAGUACACUCAUGACUCGCAUCACAAAAUAUGGACGUACCAAAGCAAGCACAGUUACCAAAUACUUUCUUAACAUACAUUUUACAUAGAAAACGCUUUGCACUCUAUAUCUACCUAUUUCACGACACUUAUGGAGUCGAACAUACAAAAUGCUAUUGUCAUCUUAUACUCUGAACGAGUUGUGCAGAAAUAUACAUAUAUAACUAGUGUCAUUAAAGAAAGGAAUCGCAAAUGACGAUGUAAGACACUCUGCCCCUUCCGCAAAUGCUAUCCUAAGUAAUGUAGGGCUUACCUGAAGGGAAGCCCUGGGGACGCAGCUUACAGUGACUACGACUGAUAAUGCUGUAAUCUUUCACUUCUUUUAUUUAAACUCUGAAAUUAUGUACAAAAAUCUUCCUGUCAACCGUUAGAGUCUGUGUUUGAAUUCUAUCUCCCAGAAUAUUCGAUAUGAGGCAGAAGUUUCUCAUAUUCAAGUCUUUAAAAUAAGGACAUUUACUUUUUAAUACAACUGCCAGCCGUAGGCAUUACAUAAGAGUUUAUACAAACAAGGAGGGCGUUACGCUACAGGCAUUACAGUAACGAGCGAGAGAGACAAAAUGUCUUGAGUCGGCAUUUUCGAAAUGACACCUUUUUUUAAUGACACGAGUUAUACAUUUCUUUUCACACUUAAUUGCAAGGAACUAGUUACUUUGACACGUUGACAAUAAAGUCGAAAAUGCUUGUUACAUUCUCAACUCAUUGAUCCAACGCAUAGGCGAAGCGCUCAUUGAUUUGUCGUUUUAAAAAUAUCGGCUCUGUCCGCAAAAGUUUGUAAAAAAAAUAUUUUGCAAUCCUUUCGUUCAUAUCUUAAUACUAGAAGUUCUAGCUUAACUACCUAUCACAAUGUUUAAAAUAUGCAUUCUUUUCAGUUCGCUCUAUCUCGGAAUCUGUCUAGCUAAUACCUAAUGGAAUUUUUAAACGUAACCGUAGUUGACAUCUUGCUGUACGUGGUAAUAUAUCUCGUUCACUUUGUAUGGGCCCAUAGCGGCGUCGCCAUACGGCCCAUACAACAACGUCGGCUAUGACGGCGUAUCUUCCGCUUGUCGUUUCGUCACCGCCGCUGUGGUGGUGUAGAACAAUACGCACGGAGUUUUCCACCACGCCCCGAAGUGUAUCACCUCAUCCGCAGUCACCGGAACGAUGCUUAAGUCGUUGAAUAGAUGCCAUUGGGCGUCUUCUUUACUCGUUUGAACGUAAGCGACCAAGUUCUUAGGAUUGUCUUCUACGCAGACUAUCGCUGCUGAUAGCGUAUAUUCCUCUUCAGAUUGAAUGGUCACGUUUUUCUUCUUGUGCUUGCUUUCUGCUCGAUUGUUAGGAGUGUGAGGUUCGGUGGGGGACUGGUCGUUAAUAAUGAUGUCACCAUCGGAUUGCAGUCGAAUGAGCAACUGCUGUGGCAACACACAGUGUGAAUCUUGUGGAGAAUUCUUCGAUGACGAGGCCUGGGAUGAAGUCGGCCUGUCUGGAUGUUUAAAUCUGCAACCUGGACGAGCGCAAUGCAGUCCGUACCGGCAAGGUUUACCGCUUCCGCCCCGUUUCGCCACUUCGGGCGUUUCUUUUUGUGCUCCUUUCACCCAAUAUGCCUUUUCGUGAGGACCUCCGCAGUUGAUAGCAAGUAUUGGUGGUAAUCUGACUAUCCUCCCUCGCUGUGUAGUAGGCGUGAAUCUAGAACAGUUCUCACACCACGCGGGAGUACUUCUCCUCGCCGCGAGCGAAGCGCGAACUAGUUCUACGAAACCGCCGCGUGCUUCGCUUCCCUCUCUAGGCGCACCGGUUGGGUAUUGGAGCGCACACGCUAACACUACGGAAUCGCGUUCUUCCUGAUGAGUACACUUCAGGCAGCGAUUCAACUGGUUGCGGCCUAUAGCGAACAACUGAGAGAUAUCCGACUCUUCCCUCUCUGAGUGCCGACUGUUUUGUAACUCGUGGUUCUCGUUGCUUAAUACCGGCUCCGUUUCACUAACGCCUUCUUCUCUUACGGGCCAGCCAUCUUCUCUUAUCUCCUCCUGAUCAAACUCAGUUGAAGGGCCAAGAAACUCUAUUUCAGUAUAUUGAUACUCUUCACAGAACUGGCCAUUCAAGUUUGGUGUUGCCAGAUUACUAACAAGGGGCUUGGUGUUGCUAGCUCGCGCUUUCGGCGGACUACUGUUUUGUGCGAGGAGAGCAAGUUCCUUCUCUUUCUUUCGAGUCUCUAAAAUCUCGUAGUGGAUUUGAUGCAGAAUGAAGCGAUUCCAACUCUGUAUCAGUGCGAUUAGAUCGACUCUUGCAUCUAAACCCCGGUCAGGCAAGAUAAGCCCUAGGGCAGCCGCUUCAGGAACGGUUCUAAAAGCCCGAAGAAAAUUACUAGCUUGACAGGGAGAGCCCCCUGAUGUAUCCAACAUUCGGAAAAGGAAACCUAAUUCACAGCUAAGACAGAAUUCUUUGGCACAUGUGUGCGCUAGCAGUGUUGAUUUAACAGGUUGCGUAUAAUACAGCACCUGAAGCAUGGAAUUGCAAUAGGCAUUCGGCAUCGUAGAUUCUAGCCCUGGAAAACCUGUCUUAUUGCAAUUCUCCAAAUCGAUAUCGUUCGGUCCAUGUUUGUUAUAUCGCAAAUCCAUCU